Molecule: messenger RNA, 3937 nt
Organism: Linum trigynum
Lineage: Eukaryota; Viridiplantae; Streptophyta; Magnoliopsida; Malpighiales; Linaceae
Source: the annotation of a GenBank genome assembly
GAUCAGGGUGUUUAAUUGUUGCUAACCCCAGUUUUUUAACAGCAUCGUGGCUAAUUACGUUCGUACAACUGCCCCCAUCGAUGACCAUUGACCAAGCACCUCGUGUGGAAGAGGUUGGUUCGUUGGCUUUCUUCCGCCUCGGAUUCCAUGGUCAAGGCUCUAAGAUUAAUCCCAAACAGAAAUGGACCCUUCUCAGCCUCAAUCUCUUCUUCGACGUCUUCAUCAGACGAGUCCUUGAGCACUGUCUUAUGCUCCUCUUCAUUGUUAGAGACGUAGUCACCAUCUCGGAGGACCAAGGUUUUAACAUUGGGGCACUGAUUUGCCUUAUGUCCUUGAUCAUGGCACUUGAAGCACUGAAUCGAGCCACUGGAACCCCCUGCACGUUCUGGAUUCGUCGUUGAAGCAUUCCUUGGCGCGAAUUUGGCAGCUCAGGUUUGUGUGGGAGAGGGGCAACCUCAGCAGCACUUUCAAUAGCAGGUUUGUGCCCAGCAAACUGCCUCCCUGAUGUGGCUCUUUGCUACUUCUCGAUCUUUACAGCGAGGUGCACAACUUCCUCUAAAUCAACAAACGCUCUUAACUCAACCUCCUGACGAAUUUAUCAACCUAACCCGUGUAGAAACCGAGCAAUUGUAGCUUCCCUGUCCUCCCUAACGUCAGCUUGCAGCAACAACAACUCCAAUUCAUGAAAAUAUUCUUCAACACUUCUCGAUCCCUGUUUGAUUCCUCGUAGUGAUUCGUGUAGCUCACGUAGAUAGUACCCAGGGACAAACUUAUCCCUCAUAAGUCCCCGUAACUCGUCUCAUGUCGUCAUAGGAGGUUGCAAAUUUCGUCGUCGACGAAGUUGCAAUUGUUCCCACCAUUGAGUUGCAUAGUCCGAGAAUUCGUACGUAAUCAUGGCUAACUUCUGUGGCUCGUUGAAUUGGCCACAUUGGAAGAAAAGGAUGACCAUUCGCUCCCAAUCGAGGUACGUCGAAGCACUCAACGUUACCUGAAAGGUCGGAAUUGCCAGCUUGAUUCCUUGAGGAAUUCCGUGCUCUGUUCCCGGUCGUCCAUCCCUAUGUUCGCGGCGAACACAGAAGCGUCAUUCUGGGUCGUGAUCAGCCACCACCAGCCUCUGUUCGAGCUCCUGGAUUCGCCUCGUCGGCCUGCUCCUCCGGUUGAGCUUGGUGGUUACCGUCGUGCUCUGCCACAUGUCUCGGCAGAACAGGGGCAUGGACGGUCGUCCUAAAUUCGGCCAGUUGCCUCUGAAUUUAGUCGAAUUGAGUCUGGAACGUCGCCACAAUUGACUGCAGCAGCUCCGAAUUGUCAAUGGAUUCCUCAGCCAUCGCUUGAGCUUCAAUUUGUGUUGCUACUGUGGAUUCGAAAGUGCUCUCUGCUUCGUUACGCAGGAUCACUGUCGACAAGACCCUUCGACCUCGUCUAAGGGGUUGUCCCGACAUCGGUUGUUGUCGUUCGGGCUACUGUGUUUGAACCUAAGAAUCUGAUGCCACUUGAUAACACCCUCGAAGGGUGAUUGGUCUCCAAAUUCUAGCUUGAGACAGAAGCUCGAAAUUUCGUGAACAACUAGCCAGCUGGGGAUGGAAUUCGAUGUGCAAUCCUACACCUGGAGGAAUGCUCAACGAACAAAGUCGAUGCUCGCCCACGAUCAAUGGGGUUUUGAUCGAUACAAGAGCUCAAUUUCGAGCUUGGUUUUCUCGACCAAACUCUCAACCAAAAUAAAGCACAAAACUUAGUUUUAGGGUUUUCAAUUCUUCCAUUCUUCAUCGUCUGACUAUUACAAACCCUUCUACGUACUUAAAUACAACCAAAACAAAACCUAAAACAGAAAGAAACCAAAACAAACAAGGAAACAAAGUAAUAAGUCUGAAUCCGAAUGCAAUUCGGAUUACAACUCUGCCUCUUCCGCCAGCAACUUGCACAACCUCGAUCCCAAUUUGGAGCUGCUCGAUCGUGGCUUCCAGGUACACACUUCCUCAUCCAACGCCUCGUCGCAGUAGUAAAAGUUGCGUAAUUUCAUGUGAGGCAAACUUCGGAACCCGACUCUCAUCCCUUCUCUUCGAAUUAAGCUCCAAUCUUACCAUCCUGAGCUCGCCCAAUACCUUAGCCAAAUCCGGGCAGUCUGCCCGUGCUGGCAAAGAGUUUGGUCGAGCUUGCGGUACACAGUUUUCAGCCUUACCUCGCGAUCCCAGGCACUCCAAGUUGUAAAGAAAGUUAUUGGCUUCAAAACAAACCCUCCACCUUUCAUUUUCAUCAACCCAAACGAAUGGACCAGGCUGGCAAAGUGAGGUACACGAAACAGCUUUACCACACAGCCAAAAUUUCAAGUUUUUCCAAUGAGUUGAGUUGGCUUCUUAACCAAGCAAUUCCCAUUUGUAGAGUGAUCCAGUUGGGGUCAUAUCACAAAGUUGAGUGCGUGUUUUCCCCUCCCAACUAGGGAUGGUAACAAAACUCGAACCCAUAGGUACCCAGCCGACCCAACUUGGUCAACGCGGGUAAAACCCGUGUUGACGGGUUUUGGGCCGGGUUUGGGUUUAAACCCGCUACACUAUUCACCGGGUCGGGUUGGGUUUGGGUUUAGCUAAACCCGCUCCAUGGGUACCCGCCCACUCACAUAUAAUUACUUUCCCGGUAUAUUUAAUAUUCUAAAUAAUAUUUCUUUAAACAACUAAUAUUCUUUAUGUUUGUGGAGACAUGUAUAAUUUGUUCUUUCUAAUUGUUUAGAAUGAAGUUGAUAUUAUGAAGUGGAGAGUGAAGAAACUUAGUCGACGAGGAAGAAGCUUUCAAUUAAUCUUAUUGUUUAUGGAUGUUUAUUUUUAAUUUUGAACAAUUUGUAUUGAUCAUUUGCGGUUUGCUUGUAUGCUUUAGAUUGGUGUUUUUUGUAUGAAUAAUUUGUAUGAGAAAAUUUAUGUUAAACUUUUAUUUUGAAAAAAACUUGUUAUUGUAAAGUUUUUACCACAAAAACCCACGGGUACUCAUGAACCCGCGGAAAGCCAGCGGGUUGGGUUUUAGUUUUUCAAACCCAACGGGUUUUACCCCGGAUUUUUUUGGCGGAUAAAUCCAUGGGUUUGGGUUUGACAAAACCCGCCCCAACCCGCCCCAUUGCCAUCCUACCAACCUAAAAGCAUGUAGUGCUGACGUAUAUGCCAUGUAGAUAAUAUUAAUUAAUAAAAAAAUUUAACUGUUCACUAAAAUCAACAAAAUCCUUCUCUCACCACGCUGAACUCGGGGUUUGGAUCUUUGUACUGCCAAACUCUUCUGGUAAUUUCAGAUCUCGCGGAGGGCGACAGUUCCGGACCUUGCCGCCGAUGGACUUGCAAGCGAUUUGCUUGCUGCAGGCCAAUUUCUUAGUGAGAGAAUUGAUUUUCGAUGAGUUCCCGUGGUAUUUCAGGCUCCAACCCACUAUUCUGGGAAUUAGCAAAAUUGGUUUGUUAGAGAUUGGGUUAUCUGGGAAUCGCCAUUCUGGAAAUUGCUAGCCAUGGCUUCAUUGGGUAGCAAUUGGGUUAAGCAGGGGUGUUCUUUGUCAUCUCCGGCAUCGGCAAGGUAGCUCGAAUCCUCUUCUUUUAAACUCCUGAAUUCAUUACCAAUUCCGCCGGAAUCGAUCUCACCUUAGAACAGAGGACUAUUACCAAUCCUCGCUCGAGCGGUGGCAACGCGUUAUUCUUGAGAUUCGAGUCCGGAGAAGCGCGAAAGAUCGAACCAGAGCAGUCGACGGUGUGAUCCGAUUCUGGCCGACAGGGGAAGCAGCGACGGCUACGGGAUCUGGCGGCGGCGGCGAAAGACAGUACAGGGGACUGAUGCAGAGACCGCGGGUGAAGAACGCGACAGAAAUGGGGAGCAGAUCAAGUGAGUAAUUGAUGGGUCAAUACCCAUCAGUAACCCCUUCCCCGGUCCCACGUGUCAGCUUUUUUUUUUAUUUAAAUUAAAUGCAAAAGGGCAA